Liolophura sinensis is the source of this 1650-nucleotide messenger RNA. RefSeq names its product galanin receptor type 1-like. Gene Ontology annotation, molecular function: neuropeptide Y receptor activity. Lineage: Eukaryota; Metazoa; Mollusca; Polyplacophora; Chitonida; Chitonidae. The transcript is spliced from 7 exons. Gene Ontology annotation, biological process: G protein-coupled receptor signaling pathway. Gene Ontology annotation, cellular component: plasma membrane. Bases 304 to 1650 code for a protein of 448 amino acids. The record is from RefSeq and is a predicted model, not a curated record.
AUUCAACACCUACCAUGCCCGGUUGUUUACACUAGAUUGACCACAUAAUGUGACGUAAACACAGCUCGGUAAAACAGAGAAAUCCCUGCAGAGUCAACUUGUUGAUUACGACACAGCAGGUCACACGAGUGUAUUUACAACGACUUAACUUUUCUAUUGACCCAAAGUUUAAUGUGAAAUGGAUAAUGGAUUUCUUUUGCGACUGUUGUGACAAAUCAGGUCAGAUAAGGGUUCCCUGGAAUCCUACGGCACCGCAUUGCUGAUUUCUUUUUGGGGUGCAGGCACAUGUCAUCACGGUAAGCCAUGGCGGAGAAUAACCACACGAUCACCGGGAACAUUUCAGAAGUGGCGGGAAACUCGGGUUUGGAUUACCUCAACCGAACGACCCCCAGGCAACAAUACCCGGGAUACUACGAUGAGUACUUUUACGAUUAUGAUGACUCCAUCAGCACGAUACCCUUGGGGGAGGUGAUCCCGGUGGCCUUGGUUUACGGGCUUACUCUCAUUCUUGGGGUCACGGGCAACACCCUUGUUAUCUUCUCUAUCGGGAGGUACAAACCCAUGAGGAGUAUUACCAACAUAUUUCUGCUCAGCCUGGCUUCCGCCGACCUUCUACUUGUCUGUAUCUGUGUUCCAGUCAAGUGCAUCGCUUUCUUCACGUUUACCUGGGAACUGGGUUUGUUCAUGUGUAAGUUUGUCCACUACAUGCAGAAUGUCUCCAUGAUCUGCUCUGUGGUGACCCUUACCGUCAUGAGUGUGGAGAGGUUCAUAGCCAUACUGUUCCCCCUCCAGGCCAAAUCCUUGUGCACUCCGAAACACGCAAUUAUCCUGUGUAUUCUAAUCUGGGGCAUGUCCUUCAUCCUGGCAAUCCCCAUUCUCUUUGGUCAGACUGAGGUUGAAGUUGGAGUGCUUCGUAAGGCUUUUUGGUGUAUGAAGCGCUGGGAGAAGCCGUUGUAUGAUAAGCUGUAUGAAAUGUACAUGCUGGUCUUACUCUUCAUCAUACCUGUCUUCAUCAUGGUCAUCGCUUACGCUGGCAUCUGCCGUGAGCUGUGGGUCGUGACGUCACAUCGGGCACAGCUGCGGGCGUCAAGCGAUGUCCAAACUAUGUAUUACCAUCCUGCCGGGCAUACGGUGGCUCCUGUAGCCAGAUCCUACUUCGCUAAACAAAAAGUCAAGAAAGUCUCAAAGGAAGAUGACAACACUAGGAGACAGGUCAUCCAGAUGUUGGUGGUUGUUGUCGUACUGUUUGCAGUGUGUUGGGGACCAAUACUGAUUAACAACGUUUUGGCUGCCUGGGGAGUCAUACACAAACUUCACUACGCCUACCUCAAGCCCAUGAGACAGGCGUUUUUCCUUAUGUCCUACCUUAACAGUUGUGUCAACCCAAUCGUCUAUGGAUUUAUGUCUAAAAAUUUUCGAGAAAGGUUUCGUCACGCGAUUUGUCGCGCGUGCGGACGCCGGAUGUGGCUGUCCCGAUGGUUUCGUAAGCGGAAACAUGAGCGAGGAAAUCGACCCUCUAGACUGACUGGAACCAUCAGCAUGUCGAGAACAAUGUCCAUGAGAACGGACCUGGAGACAGACCAGACAGACUACCUGUCAGAUACCAUACGGCCCAUAGCCCCUUUCGAAAACAGCUCCGAUACGACUUAA